AUGGCAUCUGUAGAGGAGUUGGAGGAUGAAGAGGAGGAGGAGGAGGAGGAGGAGGUGGAGGGCUUAGAGCCUUUAUUGUAUGACCAGGCAAAGUGGGUGGCCUGGGCGGUGGAGGAGAAGGAGAGGUCCCGGCGGGAGGAAGAGGAGAAGGCUCGGAAGCGGGAGGAGAACCGGCGGAGAAGCGAGGCACACGACAAGGUCAUGGACUCCAUCAUCGAGCACGAUCCCAAGGUGGGGCGCGACGUCUACACCCGGUUUUUCCUCAGGGACUUCUCCAUCUUCAACAUCGACGAGGAGUCGUCUGUCCCUCCAAUGCGAUACACCGAUAGUAUCUACCAAGAUGAAUUUGGGCUAGAAGACUCUGCAAACAUCCUCUCCGUCAGCAUAGUCUCCUCAGAUGUAGGCUUCCCAGUCAAUGUCUAUGGCCGUGUCAUUGCCAGAGACAACAUUGACUACAAGUGCAUUUAUCUCUUUCACCGCAAUAGAGAUGAUUGCCAGCAUCUCAACAAGGAUGGAAUGCUGAUUUUAACUGGCCCAUAUCGAGGUCUAGUGCUGGUUGAUUUCAUCUAUCUAGAGAUAGAUCUUAAAAUAAGGGAAGAAGGAGUUCCAGACAGGCCAUUUAGCAAGGGUCUAAUAAGCAUUGAUGGCCGAGUACUGUCUAGAGAGAAAGAUGUCAUGGUUAGAAGUGAAAUCCUUGAGAGCUGGCUCAGCACUACGGAAGUGAGAUUCGCAACUGUUCUCAACGCAGUCGAGUGCACCAUUGAAAUCAAGCUUCUUGAGGGCCGUUUCAAAGGAAAUAUAAUAGUUGGCAUCUCAGAUAAAGAUCGCAAUCUGGACACUGAACAAACAAUUGUGAUUCAUGACAGCAGGACAGAUGGCAUGGUGACAAGUGAUCAGAGUGGAGUUAUCAAACUCCGGCGAAGUGUCAUUACUAUCUGUCUAGAAAGAAUGCUGGUGUUUCAGAUUAAUAAUAAUAAGGCUGCUGGCGGUUGUGCUCAACGAACCUUUGAUUUAACACCGGGCCGCACUGGUGCAGAUGAAUUGGAAAUUAUGUGUGGUGCUGUGAAGUUUGGAUUCAGGGUCGUCUGGUCCUUGAUGGACUUUAGACUGUAA
Molecule: messenger RNA, 1113 nt
Organism: Triticum turgidum subsp. durum (durum wheat)
Lineage: Eukaryota; Viridiplantae; Streptophyta; Magnoliopsida; Poales; Poaceae
Source: the annotation of a GenBank genome assembly